AUGCCUAAAGUUAGCAUUUCCGGCACAAAGUACCGCAUGACCCUCGGUUUGCCCGUUGGUGCUGUCAUGAACUGCGCUGACAACUCUGGCGCCAAGAACUUGUACGUCAUUGCUGUCCGUAACAUCAAGGGUCGCUUGAACCGUCUUCCCGCUGCCGGUGCCGGUGACAUGGUUGUCGCUACCGUCAAGAAGGGUAAGCCCGAAUUGAGAAAGAAGGUCAUGCCCGCUGUCGUCAUCCGUCAGCGCAAGGCCUGGCGCCGCAGAGACGGUGUCUUCCUCUACUUUGAGGAUAACGCUGGUGUCAUUGUCAACCCCAAGGGUGAAAUGAAGGGCUCUGCUAUCACUGGUCCCGUCGCCAAGGAGUGCGCUGACUUGUGGCCCCGUAUUGCCUCUGCUGCCGGUACCGUCGUCUAA
This is a messenger RNA of Radiomyces spectabilis, 414 nucleotides long. Its product is annotated as 60S ribosomal protein L23. Lineage: Eukaryota; Fungi; Mucoromycota; Mucoromycetes; Mucorales; Radiomycetaceae. The transcript has 3 exons. The coding region runs from base 1 to 414 and encodes 137 amino acids. Gene Ontology annotation, molecular function: structural constituent of ribosome; large ribosomal subunit rRNA binding. Gene Ontology annotation, biological process: translation. The record is from RefSeq and is a predicted model, not a curated record. Gene Ontology annotation, cellular component: cytosolic large ribosomal subunit; ribosome.